Parasteatoda tepidariorum (common house spider) is the source of this 1757-nucleotide messenger RNA. RefSeq names its product solute carrier family 35 member G1. Lineage: Eukaryota; Metazoa; Arthropoda; Arachnida; Araneae; Theridiidae. Gene Ontology annotation, cellular component: membrane. The record is from RefSeq and is a predicted model, not a curated record.
AAUCUCCAUCAAAGAUAACCCCAUUACCCACAAUUUAAUCCUAUUACGCUUUAAAGAAUAGCAUCAAAUUCUCGUAAGGUUUUUAUCAGGAAAAUCUGAACUAUCGCUAUUAGAUAAUAUUUAAUUUUGUUAUUAUCAAAGAAAAGCAAUUUUAAGAAGCAAAUCAUAUUAGGUUAAAGUUCAUUUCUUAUCAAUUAAGAUAAACUUUCAAAAGUUAUAUUUAUAAAUAACGCAAGGUAGGAUCGGAUUUUCAUUACUGGUUCAACAAUACUGAUAAAAAAAAAUUUAUAAGUUAACAAUUGGCGAAGAACGGUAUUUGAUUUAGCUAUAUAGAGUCUAGAAUAUUUAAAAAUAAUCGAAAUAGUUAGGAUUUUUAAUAUUUAUAAGUAGUUAUGCCUCUUCAGCAUCUGCCUAGUUGACGUCCAAGGAAAGUGAAAAAUCUGAUAACGUGGUGACACCACCUGAAAAACCUCUGACGUCAUUAGUGGGUAAUCUUUCCUGCAGUACAGAAGGGGGAUCAAACUGUGAUGAUAAAAACAUGUCUCGCUGGCUGCAAAGAAAGACUUCUGUUGAUCAAGAGCAACGCUUAGUGUCGAAAUGUGGAAGCAGCAGCUUUGAAGCAUAUCCGGAUGAAACAGAUACUGCUGAUAAUAACAAAGUGAGUCCAAAUCUUGAAUCAAGAGAACUUAAAGAAUCCGCAAAAAAUGUUACACUCUACAAAGGAUUGCUCUACUCAUCCGCAUCGAGCGUAUUUUUCUCAUUGUCUUCUGUGAUCGUGAAAUAUGUGAAAGACAUUGCUCCAGCUGAAUUAGCUGUCUUGCGAUUUGUAGGAAUCCUAAUUUUCACUUUACCACUUGUUGUAUAUAGCAGAGAAGAUCCGUUUGGACCAAGACCACUGAGACAUUUAUUGAUUUUUCGAGGAUUAGUAGGAGCUACCAGCUUGUUUAUGCGUUUCGUUGCCUUUCGCUACUUGCCUAUUGCAGAUGCAUCUGUUAUUAUUUUUAGCAUUCCAGUAUUUGUAGCUGUGUUAGCUAGAAUUUUUUUAAAAGAACCUUGUGGUUUUUUCCACGCAUUUACUGUGUUCCUCACUCUUUUGGGCAUUGUGUUAAUUACAAAGGUGCCUGUCAUCCUGGCUAAUAACUUACAUCACUACACUACUACUUAUUAUUAUGGUGUGGGGGCCGCCCUCGGUUCCACAAUAUUCGGAGCAAGCGUCUAUGUCGUGAUCCGAAAAAUGACUGGGGUUCACCAAGCUAUCAUUAUGUUCAAUUUUGGAUGGGUGGCUAUUAUUGAAACUACAGUUCUUACCUUCUUGACUGGAUCCUUCACUGCUCCAGCUUGUGGUUUAGAACAAUGGCUGGUCAUUCUGCUGGGCAUAUUUAGUUUCUGUGGACAAAUGCUUUUAACACUGGCAUUAAAGCAAGAGCAUGCUGGUCCAGUUGCCAUUGUGAGGGCUGCUACUGAUAUUGUUUUGGCUUUCAUAUGGCAAAUUUGGUUCUUCAAUGAGAUUCCUGAUAUCUGGAGUAUCUCGGGUGCUCUCCUUGUUAGCUCUUGUGUUGUGCUGAUCAGUAUAAGGAAAUGGGUCAUGUCUCUGCCUGAAAACUCAACAAUUAGGAAAAAAGCUUACUUGUUAACUAUUUAGUAUUUUUUUUCCCUUGGUCUAUUAUAAUUUAAAUUAAAAUUCUUAUUAUUAUUUCCUACUUAUUUUUAAAAAAUUUUAAAUUAUUAUUACAAAUUAACUAUUUAUCUAGCAUAGC